Molecule: messenger RNA, 843 nt
Organism: Cyclocybe aegerita
Lineage: Eukaryota; Fungi; Basidiomycota; Agaricomycetes; Agaricales; Hemipholiotaceae
Source: the annotation of a GenBank genome assembly
AUGGGACUGGAGCCAGCAGCAAUUGUCGUACCACCUAGUUCCACCCUCUACAAGGUCCAUCCUGUGCACUGUGAUAAGCCACCAACGACUCCCAUGGAAUCACAGCCUGAGGAUCCAAUGGCUCCCACCCAACCCCUGCCACUGCCACCCAGUAAAUGCCCUGCCACAGAUUUUUCAUGUGCUUGUGAGCAGAUCCUUGCCUGCUGGGCUCUCAAAGCUGCGUCAUCCUCUUCAAUAGCAGAUCUUGCCCACACUGCCACUGCACCACCUAUUUCAACUGCACCAGCACCAGUGACCAUGGAUGCAGCAUGCUGCAAAUACAUCGACCUCGGUGCCCUCAUACAAGCAAAAUCAAAACAGCAGGUAACCCAGGCUGGCCUGCUGAUGCAGCAGUCCAAGUCUACAGCAAUGCAGGCUGUUGAGGCGUCUUCAGUGGGCUCUGCCGCCAUUACUGAUGACCCUCUUUUGAGCACAAAUUCAAUGGCCUUGCCUGAUCCUGACUGUGCUGGAUUACUCUGCUUCCUCACUUUCCCUGUGUGCUGCAUCAUGCUGGUGGAGCAGCACAUUAAGCAGGAGAUCAUCUUCUUGCACCAGGUGCUCAUCCAGGACAUCCCAGGUAUUGAAUCGAUGCUGGAGUGCUAUGUUACAAACUGCAAUUGGACUAUCAGACACACCAAAGAGCUGAUGGAGCUCACCAGCAUCCACAACCAGGAUCUUUUGCAUAUCAAUGCUCACCUUGAUCAGUUCCAUGCAAGACUCCACAACACCUUGGCCACCACCACCGAUGCCUCUCCUACAUCUGGCUCUGGCACCCCAUCAGCCUCAAAUGCUGGUGAUUCUUAG